Messenger RNA from Oryctolagus cuniculus (rabbit), 741 nucleotides. The record is from RefSeq and is a predicted model, not a curated record. Lineage: Eukaryota; Metazoa; Chordata; Mammalia; Lagomorpha; Leporidae.
AAGCCCCAGCCUGCCAGCACCGGUCCAGCUCCCCGCCCGGCAUGGCAUCUCUGCUGCCCGUCUGGACUUUGCCCUCGAUCCUGGUUUUGCUGGCUGCCCUGGCCCCAGGGGCUGCAGACUUCAACAUCUCAGGUCUCACUGGCCUGCUGUCCCCGGCGCUAACGGAGAGCCUGCUGGUUGCUCUGCCCCCCUGUCACCUCACGGGAGGCAACGCCACGCUGAGGGUCCGCAGAGCCAAUGACAGCCAAGUGGUGAAGUCCAGCUUCGUGGUGCCUCCGUGCCGCGGGCGCAGGGAGCUGGUGAGUGUGGUAGACAGUGGGGCUGGCUUCGUGGUCACUCGGCUCAGCGCAUACCAGGUGACAAAUCUCGUGCCAGGAACCAAAUACUACGUUUCCUACCUGGUGGCGAAGGGGACAUCCGCCGAGUCCAGCAGAGAGGUCCCAAUGUCCACGCUUCCUCGAAGGAACGUGGAGUCCAUUGGGCUGGGAAUGGCCCGCACAGGGGGCAUGGUGGUCAUCACCGUGCUGCUCUCCGUCGCCAUGUUCCUGCUGGUUGUGGGCUUCAUCACGGCCCUGGUACUGGGCGCCCGCAAGUGAGGAGGCCAGCCCCGCCCAGCCCAGGCUCCACCCCUUCCCCAGCCUGGCUCCUCCCAGGCCUCAGGGAGCAGCCUCUGGCUCCCUCGGUGCCCUCACCUCCCUCCUCUGGGGUCUUUGAUCCGCUAAAAGCCAUGUUCCUUCCCAG